Molecule: messenger RNA, 950 nt
Organism: Aaosphaeria arxii CBS 175.79
Lineage: Eukaryota; Fungi; Ascomycota; Dothideomycetes; Pleosporales
Exons: 1
Coding region: 220-768 (182 amino acids)
Source: RefSeq, a predicted model, not a curated record
CUUCGGGAUCGAGCCCCUCGCAGUUUCCAAGCUUUCGUGUAACCUUCACGGCAGAAGUCGCGACCAUAUAUAAUAUCAUGCGAUAGCCAUUACACGUAGCAAGUUUGGUUUUCACAUUUGAUAUCUAGAUAGAUCUUGCAGCGGCACUUCAUCUACGCUUUGCUUCAUCUAGAAAGCUCCUACGACAGCUAGAAAUCAAUCACAAGAUAAUCAGUCAACAUGGCUCACGUCGGCGCUCUUCCCAAGAUUAAGCGCUACGUGACAGCACACAACAAAGAAGGCAAAGCGAUCUUUAGUGACAAGUUCGACGAUGAAAGCACCAUGAAGCCAAACGAUGACGGCAUAGCGUUCGCACUGAGCUACACCACGAAGGGCUUCCCCGUCAGCAUGGACGACGACGAAGAUCUCCAAGUCUACGAUAAAUAUCUAAACAGCGCCCCUGGCCUCGUUGUCUCAGGAGGCACAGUCCUUCGACACGUCGAUAUCCCACCCAAGACUGCAUGUACCAUGCAUCGGACCGUGAGCUUGGAUUACGGCGCGGUGAUAGAGGGAGAGGUCGAGCUGCUCUUGGACAGCGGGGAGAAGCGUAUCAUGAAGAGAGGCGAUGUUGCUAUUCAGCGCGGGACGAUGCAUCAGUGGAUCAACAACAGUGAAACGGAGUGGACGAGAAUGCUGUUCGUCCUGCAAGAGAGCAAGCCGCUCAAGGUUGCGGGGGAGACGUUCGGAGAGCAUUUGGCGGGUAUGGCAGGUGUGCGAUCGUCGGAUUGACCCUAGAGGAAGGGUGAGUGGAGUAUGGCAAUUUUCCAGAUAUGAUCAUUGAGUAUCGAACGUAUAUCGAGACAAAUGGCCGUUGGGCAGGUAUAUCAUGAGUGCGAGCGCGGGGAACUUCUCGUAGAAAUGAAUACGAAAUUGGCGUUGAUUCCUUUGCCAAGACCGAGCUAGUGCCUGUC